CUUGAACACACUCUGUUCGCAACUCUACUUGCUUGUUUAUUCAUGAAGAUGGGAACAAACUGCAGUGUUUCUCCAAAGACCAUAAACUGUCUGUACGACAUUGCCAGUGAUGCAGGCCUGGUUCCUGAUGCCUCCUUGGAUGCCUCCCUGGCCACUAUGUUGUCUCUGAACUCGUCCCGGGCUCUGGAGCAGCAGUACUCAGACCUGCAGAGUGGUAUGACUCAGCAGCAGAGGUUUGCCUUCAACGGCGACAUCAGCACCUUGUUCGGAGGAAACAUGACGGUGACUUAUGGGGGCGUGGGUGUUGUCGCCCUGGCCCUCUCUAUUUUAUUUGAGAUGCUAGCCCAUCACCAGACCACUGGCUUAGGUUUAAGGAGGCCUGAGGCCAUCUCCCAGCCUCCAGAUCCCAUACGCAGAAUGUUUGGGGCUGAUCCAGGAUCGGACAUCAGCUCCAUUGCCAGCGAGUUCCUCAAACAGAUUCCUGGUGCAGCCAAUGACCAGGACAAGAUGGUAGCACUGCUGGAGAACUACGAGAGAAAGCUCCGGGCCGAGCUGGUGGAUUUCUAUGAGAGGAUGGUGUCGCUGGAGAGGAUUGCACUCAGCUCUGCUGGGGUGAAGCAAUGGAUGAAUGGGGCUGCUCUCCACAUCCACACCUUCCUCCAUUGGAAUCGCCUGACCAACCCCUCAGCUGGAGAGCACUUAAGUCUGGACUACCUGCAUCAGGUUGACCCUCUGCUCAAGGCCUACAAAGAGUAUCUGCUCAAAACGGUUAAAGUGUUUCCAGCCUUGAGCCCUGGCCCCAGUGGAUCGCUGAUAGUGGAGCCUUUGAGAAAUGUAAGCCACGAGGUUAACCUUAAAGUCUGUGAGCGUAAAUUAAUCCAACGGGCUCUUGCAGAGAGAUUCCUAUCAGCCCAGAACCUGCAAAGAGGAAAAGAGUUCUUCCAGAGUUCCCACAAACACCAUGAAGCUCUAAUGGCACAGCAAGAACACUUUGUCCUGAGCAUGGUUUGAAAACAAGUUACUGGCUAUAAUUGAUUAUCUCUCCAGAACAGCUAAACCCCAUUCCAUCAAUUCCCCUACCAUAGUUUAGCAACUGUAACUUGGUACACAACUGAAUGUCUUCACAUGCUGACUUGUUGUGCAGGUGACUGUAAUAUUAGCAAUACUCUAUGAAGAGUUUGGAUCAUGAUUUCUUUUUUAAACUCUCCAAAACCUAAAAUAUAGGAAUAAGAUAUUGAUACUUCAACAUUUUGGGGUUAUGGUUACAUUA
Messenger RNA from Scomber scombrus (Atlantic mackerel), 1270 nucleotides. RefSeq lists its product as uncharacterized. The transcript has 6 exons. NCBI's taxonomy places the organism in Eukaryota, Metazoa, Chordata, Actinopteri, Scombriformes, Scombridae. Bases 43 to 1011 code for a protein of 322 amino acids. The record is from RefSeq and is a predicted model, not a curated record.